Molecule: messenger RNA, 635 nt
Organism: Amoebophrya sp. A25
Lineage: Eukaryota; Dinophyceae; Syndiniales; Amoebophryaceae
Source: the annotation of a GenBank genome assembly
AUGGAGCAUCGACAACACGAAAAAGCCCUCUUGGUGGCCACGGCGGCUGGCUCCGUGGGUGCCCAAGCGCUUGGUGGUGCUGCCGGUGGCGCAGCCGGGAAGCUGGUAGAAAUGGCGGGGGAAGGUGGGAGGCCGCGCACGGUGCCACAGAAGGGCAGAAGACGCGGUAAGCACGACAGGAGGACCAAUGACGGCACGUACCAUGACGACCCCUACACUUUGGAGCAUCUCGCGUUAUGGCUAGUCUUAACAAUUCAUUUCCACCAUCGUCUAGACUGAAGCCCGGGCCCGUGCUUGUUUCGGUCUUGGUGCGAUGUGUGAAGUUCCUUAAGACACUGAACUACCGAGAGGCUUUCGUAAUUGAUAAGGCAGGGGGGGAGGCGGGGUGUAGACAUAUCUUCAAUCGCUAAUAGCGCACCUUAUCGGGGGUGAGUAUCUAGCCAUCGCAACCGAAGAAGAAGCGAGCGAAGACCCAUACUGGAACUGGAAGCCGAAACUUCUUUUCAGGGGUCCGAACUACAAAAUGCGACAAAGAGCGCAGAGGCACCUGCUCAGGAUCCGGAAGAUCAACAUGGAGGCGGCCCUUAUUAAUGCUGAAAAGACGCGCAUGGAAAAGGAGGCCAAAUUACUACAAA